AUGGCACCUCACGCAGAAGACAAUGUCGGCCACGCGAAUGGGUUUGGAAUUCAGACGGCUCCCGCCAAGGAUCUCUUUGUCGUCAACUCUCCCAAUGUCGAGUACACCGAAGACACCAUCAAAAGCAAGUACACUUACCGGACCACGGACGUUACCCAGAACGCCGACGGUAAGUAUGUAGCCAUUCCUAAGGAAACGCUCUAUGACUUCAAGGUCACCCGCAAAGUCCCCAAGGUUGGGGUUAUGCUUGUCGGUCUGGGAGGCAACAACGGAACCACCGUGACCGCAGGUAUCAUCGCCAACAAACGCAAUCUCGUUUGGGAGACCAAAGAAGGAAAGCGCGGUGCCAACUACUAUGGCUCUGUCAUCAUGAGCUCGACCACCAAGCUCGGCGUAGACAGCAAGACCGGCAAGGAGAUUCACGUCCCCUUCCAUGACCUUUUGCCUAUGGUUCACCCUAACGACCUCGUCGUUGGUGGUUGGGACAUCAGUGGCAUGAACCUUGCUGAUGCCAUGGAUCGCGCCAAAGUCCUCUCGCCGUCCUUGAAGUCUCUAGUCCGUAAGGAGAUGAGCACGAUGAAGCCUCUGCCCAGCAUCUACUACCCCGACUUCAUUGCCGCUAAUCAAGAGGAACGUGCCGACAACGUUCUCCCAGGGACUAAAGCCUCCAUGGCGCAUGUCGAGCAGAUCCGUAAGGACAUUCGCGACUUCAAGGCCGACAACGGGCUCGACAAGGUUAUUGUACAAUGGACCGCCAACACGGAGCGCUACGCCGAUCUUCUUGAGGGCAUCAACGACACCGCCGACAACCUUCUCAAGGCUAUCGAGAACGGUCACGAAGAGGUUGCUCCCUCCACCGUCUUCGCUGUUGCAUCCAUCCUCGAAGGUGUUCCGUUCAUCAACGGCUCUCCCCAAAACACGUUUGUUCCUGGUGCUAUCGAACUUGCUGAGAAGCACAAUGCUUUCAUCGGUGGCGAUGACUUCAAAUCUGGUCAGACCAAGAUGAAGUCAGCUCUGGUCGAUUUCAUGAUCAACGCCGGUAUCAAGCUCACCUCAAUUGCCAGCUACAACCAUCUCGGCAACAACGACGGCAUGAACCUCAGUUCUCAGAAACAGUUCCGUUCCAAGGAGAUUUCCAAGUCCAACGUGGUCGACGACAUGGUUGCCGCCAACAAUGUUCUGUACAAGGACGGCGAGCACCCCGACCACUGCGUCGUGAUCAAGUACAUGCCCGCUGUCGGAGACGACAAGCGCGCUCUUGAUGAGUAUUACGCGGAGAUCUUCCUGGACGGCCAUCAGACGAUCAGCUUGUUCAACGUCUGCGAGGACUCUCUUCUAGCCGCGCCGCUGAUCAUUGACCUUGUCCUUGUCACUGAGAUGAUGACUCGUGUUCAGUGGAAGGCGCACAAUGCUGAGACUACCGACUCCAAAUACUCUGGCUUCCACAGCGUGCUGAGCGUCCUCAGCUACAUGCUCAAGGCUCCUCUUACCCCGCGUGGAACUCCUGUUGUCAACGCUCUCGCCAAACAGCGUGCUGCUCUCACCAACAUCUUCAGAGCUUGCGUCGGCCUUGAGCCGGAGAACGACAUGACCUUGGAGCACAAGCUCUUCUAG
Dothidotthia symphoricarpi CBS 119687 is the source of this 1614-nucleotide messenger RNA. RefSeq names its product Myo-inositol-1-phosphate synthase. The record is from RefSeq and is a predicted model, not a curated record. The transcript is spliced from 3 exons. Gene Ontology annotation, biological process: phospholipid biosynthetic process; inositol biosynthetic process. Gene Ontology annotation, cellular component: cytoplasm. Gene Ontology annotation, molecular function: inositol-3-phosphate synthase activity. NCBI's taxonomy places the organism in Eukaryota, Fungi, Ascomycota, Dothideomycetes, Pleosporales, Dothidotthiaceae. Bases 1 to 1614 code for a protein of 537 amino acids.